GGGGAAAGAAGAAGUAUCUAUCAUACCAUGCACGUUCUGGACGCUUUGCACCAUAUGGUAGGUAACUGCACGAGCACAUACUGAUCAUUUCAUUUUCUUCCUUCCUCGGAGAGAUAGACAAUAAUACUGCUAUGGCAGGGUACGGAUAUGGUGUUUUGACAAUUGCAAUAUUUGUAGUAAGGCAUUACUAGUUUUUUGUAACGCUAAACUUUUUUCAUAUGAUACCCCACAUUCCUCACGCUGGCUGAAGGUUAUAGCUAUUUUAAUCAUUCAUAUUUAUCACGAUACCCGCCGAACAGGAGCGUUUCCGGUAUUGCACAAAAUUGAUGCGGUAUGCUGCUCAGCUUUCACGGUAAGGGCAGGUCAUCACCCGCUGCUGCUGGUAAGGUGUGUCGGGAACAUUCAAACCCACCGGAUCCCAUCGCGGGGAGGGUGGUGGGAGGGGGUAUUAAUAUCGUACCUUCGGACUUGGUCCGACAUAUCCCGCUUCACUAACUCUCACAGUAUUGUACCGUUGGGAGAGCGAGCAAGAAAGAAAGAAAUGGGGGGGGGGAGAUUCCUGGGGGCUUUUUUUUUUUCCUUUUUAUUUUCUUCCUCGUGCUGGGAAUAUUAGCGCCUCCGGGGACGUUAAGAAUCUUAAAAAGGAAACAAGAAGAGAGAGCUCCUUGACAAUGGCUUGUCCCAUCUACUCUCUUGGAAUGUUAGGGGAUAGCGGGUAUAUACAUAUAUACCGUACCCACAUAAAAGCCCACUUUCACAGGGCCUUCUUACAGCACGGUAUGCCUCAUUUGUCUUCGUGUGGAGCGGAACCAGAUUCACCGACGCGGGUCCACUGCAGUGGACAAACACAACCUCUGAUAUGCGUCACAAUCACUCACUCGUCUCACCUCUGGCUCGGGAGAUUGUGUGGGUUCGUAGACGCCCGGUUGAGGAUCGGGUCGGAUACCCGAGAAAUCGAGGUGGGGGCGAGACGGGGAUUGGAGGGGAUGGAGUGUCAUCUCCCCGACCUCCUCGUGGGUCGAUGUUGA
Messenger RNA from Tuber melanosporum (Perigord truffle), 1028 nucleotides. RefSeq lists its product as uncharacterized. The transcript has a single exon. Bases 672 to 1028 code for a protein of 118 amino acids. Lineage: Eukaryota; Fungi; Ascomycota; Pezizomycetes; Pezizales; Tuberaceae. The record is from RefSeq and is a predicted model, not a curated record.